This is a messenger RNA of Propithecus coquereli (Coquerel's sifaka), 3840 nucleotides long. It is a transcript of the gene EHD3, whose product is annotated as EH-domain containing 3. The record is from RefSeq and is a predicted model, not a curated record. Lineage: Eukaryota; Metazoa; Chordata; Mammalia; Primates; Indriidae. Gene Ontology annotation, molecular function: GTP binding; calcium ion binding; protein binding. Gene Ontology annotation, cellular component: plasma membrane; cytoplasm. The transcript is spliced from 6 exons. Gene Ontology annotation, biological process: endosomal transport; endocytosis. Bases 582 to 2189 code for a protein of 535 amino acids.
AAACAUGGCGGCGCCCUGCGCGGCUUCUCGUCGCCGGGACCGUGGGGCCCGCCCGGCCUUGCCAGUACUCGGGGACUUCCUCCGCGCGCCGGCUUUCUGCCCAGCUGGCAUUUAAACCGGCGCCCGAGGCUGCAGGAUGCUGCUGCGGAUGCGGAGCUGUCCGCGGGCUGCGCAGCGCUGUCGCCUCUCCUGAGCCGCGUCGGCCCUGCUGGAGCGAGCCGAAGCAUCCCUUGGCUGCACGCUGGGCAGAGCGGGCGACGGCUGGGGGGAGAUCCGGGACCCCGGCAUCUGGCGGUUUCACUGUAGGCUCGACGUUACUUUCCAAGCGUGCAGCCCUCCUCCUCCAGCCAAGAUCGUUUUUUCCUCCUCCGGCCUGGGCUGCUGAUCGGGCAGGGACUGGGCUCGGUCCCCGGAGCAAGAAAAGAGCGCGCUCCCGGCCCCCCGAGCCGCGCGCCCGGGCCAUGGUGCGGCUGAGCCCCGCGCUCCGGUGAGGCGGCGGCGCGGCCAGGAGCCGGCGGGCCGGCCCUUCUCCCGAGGCGCCUUCCUCCGGGGCUGCGCGCAGGCGGCCAGCGGCGGCCGCGAUGUUCAGCUGGCUGAGUAGCGACGACCGCCGGAGGAAGGACCCCGAGGUCUUCCAGACGGUGAGCGAGGGGCUCAAGAAACUCUACAAGACCAAGCUGCUGCCCCUGGAAGAGCAUUACCGCUUCCACGAGUUUCACUCGCCCGCGCUGGAGGAUGCCGAUUUCGACAACAAGCCCAUGGUCCUGCUGGUGGGCCAGUACUCCACUGGGAAGACCACCUUCAUCAGGUACCUGCUAGAGCAGGACUUCCCAGGCAUGAGGAUUGGGCCCGAGCCCACCACGGACUCCUUCAUUGCGGUGAUGCAGGGAGACACCGAGGGGAUCAUCCCCGGGAAUGCGCUGGUGGUGGAUCCGAAGAAACCCUUCAGGAAACUCAAUGUCUUUGGCAACGCCUUCCUGAACAGGUUCGUGUGUGCCCAGCUGCCCAACCCCGUGCUGGAGAGCAUCAGCGUCAUCGACACGCCCGGGAUCCUCUCCGGGGAGAAGCAGAGGAUCAGCCGAGGAUAUGACUUUGCGGCCGUCCUCGAGUGGUUUGCCGAGCGUGUGGAUCGCAUCAUUCUCCUCUUCGAUGCCCACAAGCUGGACAUCUCUGAUGAGUUCUCAGAAGUCAUCAAGGCCCUCAAGAACCACGAGGACAAGAUGCGGGUGGUGCUGAACAAGGCCGACCAGAUCCAGACACAGCAGCUGAUGCGGGUGUACGGGGCCCUCAUGUGGUCCCUGGGGAAGAUUGUGAACACCCCAGAGGUGAUCCGGGUCUACAUCGGCUCCUUCUGGUCCCACCCCCUCCUCAUCCCUGACAACCGGAAGCUCUUUGAGGCAGAGGAGCAGGACCUAUUCAGGGACAUCCAGAGUCUACCCCGAAACACUGCCCUGCGCAAGCUCAACGACCUCAUCAAGAGAGCCAGGCUGGCCAAGGUGCAUGCCUACAUCAUCAGCUCCCUGAAGAAGGAGAUGCCCUCGGUGUUCGGCAAGGACAACAAGAAGAAGGAGCUGGUGAACAACCUGGCUGAGAUUUAUGGCCGCAUUGAGCGGGAGCACCAGAUCUCACCUGGGGACUUCCCCAACCUGAAGCGGAUGCAGGACCAGCUGCAGGCCCAGGACUUUAGCAAAUUCCAGCCGCUGAAGAGCAAGCUGCUGGAGGCGGUGGACGACAUGCUGGCCAACGACAUUGCCCAGCUCAUGGUGCUGGUGCGCCAGGAGGAGUCCCAGCGGCCCGUCCAGAUGGUGAAGGGAGGAGCAUUCGAGGGCACCCUGCAAGGCCCCUUCGGGCACGGCUACGGGGAGGGGGCCGGGGAGGGCAUUGAUGACGCUGAGUGGGUGGUGGCCAAGGACAAGCCCAUGUACGACGAGAUCUUCUACACCCUGUCCCCCGUGGAUGGCAAGAUCACAGGCGCUAAUGCCAAGAAGGAGAUGGUGCGCUCCAAGCUGCCCAACAGCGUGCUGGGCAAGAUCUGGAAGCUGGCCGACAUCGACAAGGAUGGCAUGUUGGAUGACGAGGAAUUCGCGCUGGCCAACCACCUCAUCAAGGUCAAGCUGGAAGGGCAUGAGCUGCCCAAUGAGCUGCCCGCCCACCUCCUGCCCCCGUCCAAGAGGAAACUUGCCGAGUGACGGGGGCAGGGGGAGGUUCAGACAGGCGGGUGUUAGAGGAGGAGAUGGGAGCAGUGACCACACACACACACAUGCACACACAGAUCUUGAGAAUUGCACCGUAGACGAGAGAGGACAGUGAUCCCUACGUUUCCAGGCUGAUCCUUGUUUGGACACAUCUCCAAGUUCUCGGGGUUAGUAGAAGGGAAGGAGCACUCCCAAGUCCAAGGGUUCAAGCCUACAUUUCCAUCCCUCUUUCCUUCCGGUCUUCCACUCCUCAGAGACCUGAGACAAUUCACUCCAGCACAGACGGCAGCCCACGCCCACAUUCCCCAGUGCCUCCGCACCCCCACACCCGGCUCUGAGCAGACGGAAGAGGCUUUGCAUUUAUGAGGCAUUUCACUUUUUUCUGCAGUUCCCCCCCUCUUUGGCUUCCUAGUAAGUAAUGUACUCAGGGGCUAGGAGAGAUGAGGUGUGGGGGCCACUGCAGGUAGCGGGGGAAGGAAGCAUCCUCCAGAGACGGUGGCCAUGAGCCCUGUUCUUUCCUAAUCUAAGGCUCUGUCUUCCUCGGCAAAUCGGGCUUUGAACUCCACCUGCACUUCGUUUCAAAGAAUCCCAGCGGGGGACAGAGAAGAGGAAACAUUGGUUGGAAAGAGCAAGGAAACUGCCCUGUAGUCAGCUCAAAACCAGUCAAGGUGGUUUUAGUUUAUAGAUUUUAUGAGAUUCAUAUUCUUUUCACCGGCCUGUGAUGUUUGGAUGUUCAUACUUGACUCACCUUUUCCCAGCCCCUCCUGUGUGCCAGGACCUGCAUUCGGCACUUUGUACACAUUAUUCCACGUGGCCCUCACUAUAGCCCUGGGAAAGUAUGUGGUAUUCUCCCCAUUUUGCAGACGAGGAGACUGAGAAUCCUCAGAAGGGUUUAGGUGACCUUCCCAAACUCACAGAGGUCACCUGUGCUGGAGAGAGAAUUCCAAGCCAGAGCCUCCAACCCUCACACCCUUCCCUGUGCUGUGACGUGUGCAGAUCCUGGCAUUGCUACCUGGUGGCAAACCGUGGAGAACAUGCCAAGCACGCAGGCCCCCUCGCAGCCUCCCAGAGCAGGCUGGCAAAGGGGGAGGGCUGGCCAGCAUUUGGUGGGCCAUCAGUCUGGCCAUCUGUCACAGCACAGAAGCAAACCGUGCCUUCUGGCUAAGCGCCCCACAUUCCUUACAUCACAGAAGCCCAGCAGCUCCAGGGGGAGAGUGGGCUGGCCCGCUGGAAGCUGUUCGUGCCGUCCCUGCUCAGCCUCCCACGUGGUAUCCUGAAUCAUCCCAGCUCAAAGGCAGCCGCCAGCUCUUAUCAAGUGGGACCCCAUGCUAAUUCUCGGCUAACUUGAGGGGUCCGGGGUCUUGUUCCCUGCAGUGUCCCCUGGGACUGUGAAGUGUCCUUGGUAAACCCCCACAUACUCAAUGCCCUACUUCCUCCUUCAUGGUCCCCCCCUCACUCCUGGCUUGCUUCAUGGCCACUGAAUCAGUCACUUCGUAUGCUAUGCGGUGAUGGCAAACAAAACAAGUAUAACUUGUUUUAUAUCUAUGUUCAGACUAUAUAGAGAAUAUUCUAUGUGUCUAUGAUGUGCUUACUACUGCAGUGCAUUUGUCAUUAGUGUUCAUGUUAAUACAUUUAUUCUUUGGUA